ACAUGCAGAUGGUUCUUCCAAGACCCUGCUUUUCAGGCAUGGCAAAAGUCUAGCUGCGAUGGAUUGUUGUGGAUUGAAGGGCGCCCAGGUUGUGGUAAAUCGUGCUUGGCUGAUUAUGUCUCGAAACACUCUGGAGCUGGUCUCACUUUAUUCCAUCAUUUCUACUCAUCGCCAAAGAGUGUGACUUUCGUGGUUUCACUGCUAGCAAAACUCCUGGCAAUCGUCCAAACACCCCUCAAGGUUGCCCCAUGGCAUGACAACGUAAUUCAAGAAGUUCUGCAGCUUACUCCUCUAGCCAAUGCAUAUUCAAAGCAUGACCUGAAUUUGUUGCACAACGUCCUGGAAAGUAUAUUGCGACUUGAGAAGUUUCCUGAAACAACCAUCAUUGUCGAUGCACUGAGCGAGUGUCGAGACUGUAAUGCCAAUGCUCUUCUCGAGUAUCUUUACCAUUUAAGUCAUCUCCCCAAACUCAAAUUGAUCGUGUUCUCUAGAUAUGAUCUUCGGAUCAAAUCUAGAUGGAAAAUCAUGAUGAAUAAGGACAAAAUUCAACAUGAUGUGAAACUAUAUGCCAAGUCGAGGAUUAGUCGCUGCCUUUGUUUACAGAACAUUGGUUCUCAAAUUCUUGACAGGAUUCCCCAAGAUUAUUUCGAGUCAUUUUUGGCAACAAAACUUCUUUUUGACGAGCUUGAAGCAGCAGAGACAACAGAAGACCAAAUGGAAAUACUCGCCCAGACGCCCCCAAGUCUUUUUGAAUAUUUUGACCGGCUUUGGGUCAGAGAAGAGUUGGCCUUACCAGCAAGAAACAAGAAGAGGCGGCUUGAAAUCUUUUCGAUGGUUGUUGCUGCUCGCGAGCCAUUAAGUGUAGAUGAGCUAUCACAUUUCCUGGCCCUUGACACUUCCAGAAACGCCUUGCAGAGCUACCACAAACUAAACGACCCCUUGAAAACGGUGGAGAGGCUUUGCCGCCCGUUUGUGGUGUUCGUUGACGGCAAAGUGGAAAUUGCACAUCCCCCCAUGAAGGAGUAUCUUUGGCAGCGUUUGGCUCAAGAGAAGGACCCAAAUCUCACACUGGCAGAAAAAUGCUUGAGCAAGCUCAGCGAGGAGCCUUUUGCGUCGGUACGAUACGCAGCAUCACUGCAGCGGAAGCACCUACUCCCACAUGGACUCCUAAACGAUAGGAAGAUUGGACUUUCUGAGGAUGAUGAGACAUCUUACAAGUAUGCGGCUCUCCAUUGGCCAGAGCAUACCACUGCGAUAAAUGACCCCCCAGAUUCUUUUAUCCUGAAGCUAUCAGACUUUAUCCUAAGCGUUGCGGCUGUCACGUGGUCAGAAGAACUGGUUGAUAUCAAAGGCGGGAGUGAAGCUACGACAAUUAAUGUCCAAAUUGAUGUUCGUACACAGAUGAUGGAUUGGGCACAUUGCCUGCCACCUCCAAAACGAAGUAAGGUUCCUGUGCGUGAGUUUUUCGUUGCGGCGCAUGAGAGGCUGCGGCAGAAACUCACAGAAGACGGGGAAGAUCAUCUACUUCCUUAUCUUCCAGCGGUGCGUCUCGGUCAGUUUUACAGCAUCGGUGGAAUGUCGGAUGAUGAUUUUCGGAAAGCGUAUGAUUACAAAAAGAUCGUAGUGGAUGGAUACACCAGAAUCUUGGGGAAACACAGCCCGCUUACUUUGAAAGCCCGGACGACAUGGGUCAAUGAGUUCUUUUCACGGCAACUCAUUGCUGAGGCAGAGACAGAGCUGCUUGAGAUAGCACGUAUUCAGAAAGAGGUGUCGGGAGGGGAAUCGCUUCCCUAUCUGGAGGCUCUCCAGCUGCUCGGAAGCGCUCAGUACUGUCUUACGAAAUUCGGAAAUGCGUUCAUAUCUUUGGAGGAGUCAGGGAAAGGAUUAUUUCGAUUACUUGGGAACGAAAAGUGGGCGUAUCAAGUCAACGAUCUCUACAAGGGGUGGGUCCUGGAACGACAGGGGGCGACAGAAUCAGCAUUGAAGAUGUACAACUCGAUCUUGCAGAAUUGGGCCCCAAUAGGUGGCGAGAAAAACGGUCUAUCUCUCAUGGCUAGGACAUCCCUUGGGUCAGUGUAUCGCAAGCAACAUGAGUAUCUUCAUGCAAGAGACAAUCUAUUGUUUGCGUGGGAGGCUCGACAGAAGCUCUUCAGCAUCAACAGCAACACGACUGUUGACUCUGGUAUACAAUUGGCCACCACCUUACGAGAGAUGAAUCAUUACGAGGAUGCUCUAGAGCUGCUGAACCAAGUUGAAAUGUCUACCAUUUUCAAAGAUGAUUUCGAGCGCGAGUGCCAGGUGACCCAUCUCAGGGCCUUGAUCAAAUUGGAUCAGGGUGAAAGCCGUGAGCCAAUCGAUGACCUGACUCGAGUGGUCGAUGAGACUGUGGGGGACAAGAGAAACCAAAAUAAUAGAGAGUGCCUGUGGGUGCGGACGACUCUGGCAGAUGCAUUGAAACACGACGGACGGUACUCAGAAGCACAGAUGCUCUUUUCGGAGAUCGUUGAACCUAUUCCAAGCGACCUCGGAUCACAUGCACUGAACGAUGAUCUGAACGAUGAGCCCGAACCUCCCACACAACUGGCAAUCGCUGAAGAAGCACUAAGACGUGUGAAAAGACGCGAUCAAGCUGGUGCUGAGGAACUAUUGAGACAAAAUGGAUUGCAAUGGGUUCGGCAGCAAGAUUUCUGGAUUCGACAAGGCGGCCCGCCCACCGAUACUGCCUGGAUGAAAGCAGUCGAUCACUAA
Molecule: messenger RNA, 2748 nt
Organism: Exophiala aquamarina CBS 119918
Lineage: Eukaryota; Fungi; Ascomycota; Eurotiomycetes; Chaetothyriales; Herpotrichiellaceae
Exons: 2
Coding region: 526-2748 (740 amino acids)
Molecular function (GO): protein binding
Source: RefSeq, a predicted model, not a curated record